Molecule: messenger RNA, 783 nt
Organism: Podarcis lilfordi (Lilford's wall lizard)
Lineage: Eukaryota; Metazoa; Chordata; Lepidosauria; Squamata; Lacertidae
Source: the annotation of a GenBank genome assembly
AUGGAGUCUGGAACAAACUUCACUGGCAGCAGAACACUUAGAAACCAUCAACGGACUCACACAGGAGAGAAACCAUUUACAUGUGUGGAGUGUGGAAAGAGCUUCAGUAAGAGUACAAACCUUUGUUCACAUGAACGAACUCACACAGGGGAGAAACCAUUUAAAUGUAUGGAGUGUGGGAAAACCUUCACUUGUAGCGGAACACUUAGAAGACAUCAAAGAAAUCACACAGGAGAGAAACCAUUUGAAUGUAUGGAGUGUGGAAAGAGCUUUAUUGACAGUGGAAAACUUAGAAUACAUCAACGGAUUCACACAGGGGAGAAACCAUAUAAAUGUAUGGAGUGUGGAAAUUGUUUCACUGACAGUGAAACACUUAGAAUUCAUAAGUGGACUCACACUGGGGAGAACCCAUUUAAAUGUAUAGAGUGUGGAAAGAGCUUCAGUGCAAGUGGAAACCUUAAAAUUCAUCAGGUGAUUCACACUGGGGAGAAAUCAUUUAAAUGUAUAGAGUGUGGAAAGAGCUUCAUUGACCAUGGAACACUUAGAAUUCAUCAACGGAUUCACACUGGGGAGAAACCAUUUAAAUGCAUGGAGUGUGGAAACAGCUUCACUGAGAGUCGAACACUUAGAAUUCAUCAGCUGAUUCACACUGGGGAGAAACCAUUCAAAUGUAUAGAGUGUGGAAAGAGCUUCAUUGACCAUGGAACACUUAGAAUUCAUCAACGGAUUCACACUGGGGAGAAACCAUUUAAAUGUAUAGAGUGUGCAAAGAGCUUCACUUGA